Molecule: messenger RNA, 1515 nt
Organism: Rhinichthys klamathensis goyatoka
Lineage: Eukaryota; Metazoa; Chordata; Actinopteri; Cypriniformes; Leuciscidae
Gene: ahsgb
Product: alpha-2-HS-glycoprotein 1
Exons: 7
Coding region: 35-1387 (450 amino acids)
Biological process (GO): negative regulation of endopeptidase activity
Cellular component (GO): extracellular region; extracellular matrix; blood microparticle
Molecular function (GO): cysteine-type endopeptidase inhibitor activity
Source: RefSeq, a predicted model, not a curated record
AGAGGAGAACUUUUACUCGGUUGAAGAUUGCAGUAUGAGAGAGCUGGUGAUAUUAGCAGCUUUGGUCUCGGCUCUACACGCGGCCAGCCUCCAUAAAGACAGUGAUGUAAGGUACAAGUGCCAGGAAGAUCAGGACAAAAAUGUUACGUCAGCUGCCGAGCGGUUCAUUAAUGAACAUCACCGCCAUGGAUACAAAUUCAAAUUUGUCUCGCUGGACAGUCGCACUGCAGAGAAGAAGAUGGAUCCUUGUGAGGUCGUCUUGGGAAUUACCUUAGAGGAAACUGAUUGCCACAUUGCCAGUCCCAAACCUGUAGAUCAGUGUAUGACUAGAAGCGAAGCGCAGACGAAAGUGACCGCAAAAUGUAAUGUGACUGUCUCCAGCGUUAAGGGAAAGGCAGCCGUGAAGCGCUACAUCUGUGACACUGAAGCAGCUUCACAUAAAAUACUUGUGACAAAAUGCCCUGACUGCCCCAGUCUACUGCCCUUGCAUGAUCCGAAGGGUCUGGAGAGUGUGCAAACUGCCCUGCAGAAAUUCAACAAGGAAUCCAGUCAUGCAUCUUACUUUAAACUGCUGGAAGUGGGAAGGAUCAGCACACAGUGGAUGAGUUUCGGUCAAAGCUUUUUUGGUGAAUUUGCCAUUAUGGAGACAAACUGUUCAAAGGAGGAAGCAUCCAAGAGUCCAGAAGCAUGCAAGGCUUUAUGUGGGGAUCAGGCUCGGUAUGGGUUCUGUGAGUCCUCUAAGGUCGGAACUCCGGUAAAAGGGGUUGAACGUGUAGACGUGGAAUGUAAAGUUUAUGAAGCUCAGAACUUAACUCAUCCAAUGCAACACCCCGCUCAGUCAAAGAGAGACUGUAAAUUCCAUGGGCUUCCACCCCACCGCCAUCCAGGACAUCAACCAGGGCAUGAUCACCCCCAUCGCCCGGGACAUGCAGGGCAUGGCCACAAGGACAAAACACCUGACCAAGGGGGCCGUCCAGAACAUGGAGGCCAUGACCACAAAGAGAAAACACCUGACCAAAGGGGCCGUCCAGAACAUGCAGGCCAUGACCACAAAGAGAAAACACCUGACCAAAGGGGCCGUCCAGAACAUGCAGGCCAUGACCACAAAGAGAAAACACCUGACCAAAGGGGCCGUCCAGAACAUGCAGGCCAUGACCACAAAGAGAAAACACCUGGCCAAAGGGGCCGUCCAGAACAUCCACACUGUCCAAAAGGCCCUUCAGGGUUUCCAGAAUCAGCAUCUGAGGGAUAUCAUGAAUUCCCAUGCCAUGGCUUUGUAAAAAUACCCCCCUCUGUUUAUCCAAUCUGCCCCUUCCCUCCACCACGUAUCUGUUCAGGCCCUCCAGACCUUGUACUCCGUCCUUCUAUUCCUCCUCCUCCUCAGUAACUAACACUAAAAUCUGCUGAGGAACAUCCAGAUGUUAUCCCAUGUUGCAGGGUUUGAAAGGGAAAAUAUUCAAAACUGAACAACAGAAGAGUGUAAAUGUCUCCAGUCCAAUAAAUACUCUUUAUUGA